This is a messenger RNA of Microplitis demolitor, 1344 nucleotides long. Its product is annotated as zinc transporter 6-A-like. The coding region runs from base 1 to 1344 and encodes 447 amino acids. NCBI's taxonomy places the organism in Eukaryota, Metazoa, Arthropoda, Insecta, Hymenoptera, Braconidae. The record is from RefSeq and is a predicted model, not a curated record. The transcript is spliced from 7 exons.
AUGGCAUUGAAUGCGUACGUCAAUACAAUAAUCUUCAAUAUAUUUGUACUAGUUGUCUGUUUUAUAUCGAUAUGCAUAUCACGCAGUAGUUUAUUGACCUCUAGUUAUUCUAAGAAUGAGAAUAAUUAUCGUUCGGGUUCAAGUUGUUUUGUAGACUCAGCGUUUAUUAAAUUUGUUAAUACCAAUUCUAAUAUCACCAACAGCAAGACUAAUAAUAAUAAUAAUAAUAGUAAUAAUGAUAAUAAUGAUAAUUCAAAAAUAUCAUUGACAUUCGAACAAAAAUAUGAAGUAUUUGCACUUCUAAUAUCGACAUGCGUCCUACUAAUUCUCCAGGCGUUUGUUUCUAUUGAAAUAAUUAUUCGUAUUGGUAAUCAGCCUCGAAUUAAUGCUGGGAGAAUAGGUUUUGGAGCAAUACUCGGAUUUUUGGCUCACAUAGGAACGAUUGUUGCGUAUCCAGAUGCUGGGUUAAAUCAUGUUAUUUGUUGUAUACCAUGUCCUACUUUCAAAGGAUGUAAUCCCAUUGUUUCUGGGAAUAUAAUCAGUGCAAUUAUCCUUUGUGCUACGCAUUUCAUUAUACAUUUUUGGGAAAUUCAUAUAAUCGAUACAGCAGCAGCUUUCAUUUUAAUUGGCCUGACCACUCGGACAAUAUUACCACUAGGAUUUUAUACAUUAAAUGUAAUAUUACAGAAAGUCCCUGAUUACAUUAUUGAUGAACUAGAUAAAUGUUUGAAAGAAGCCUUAAACAUUGACGGGGUUUUGGAGUUUCGAAAUGAAAAAUUUUGGUUUCAGUCCUUCGGUAAAUUAGCAGGAAGUUUGUCAGUGCGUAUUAGACGUAACGCUAAUGAGAGCUACGUAAUUAAUAAAGUGACAAAACAUCUUUCUAAAAUAGUUUCGUCACUCAAAGUCGAAGAAUUUAACGACACGAGAUUUGGUAACGCGGCAAACUUUAAUGCUGAUUAUAAUAAUUCCCUUGAGUAUUAUAUAGAUGAGAUUUUACCACGUGAUAGUAAAAUUGACGAGGACGUGAGAGAAUGGUCCACUGAUGGGAACGUGAAAGUUAUGAAGAUCAAUGAAGUGUUGGGAAAUGGAUUCAAUUUUAAUUUUGGGGUUAAGGUCAGUUUUGAAAAUAAUUCCGAUAAUGGAAAUAAUUCAAUUAGUAAUUCGAGGUCACUCAGAGACGGGACUAGACCUAGGAUACGUGACGAAAAUUGUUGUUUAGGUCAUGAGAAAAGUUUCUUUAAUAAUAAUAAUGAUGAUUAUAAUGAUGGACUGAUGACUUUGUAUCGAAAUGAAAAUGUGAAAGUUAUCGAUCACUUGCAUCGUGAUAGAAAAGUAGAUUUUUAA